Molecule: messenger RNA, 1555 nt
Organism: Rhodamnia argentea
Lineage: Eukaryota; Viridiplantae; Streptophyta; Magnoliopsida; Myrtales; Myrtaceae
Exons: 3
Coding region: 24-1331 (435 amino acids)
Source: RefSeq, a predicted model, not a curated record
CGACGUAGUCCAGCAUUUCCUCUAUGGAAAAUCUCCCGUCUCUUUCCACCCCACUCUCUCUCUCUCUCUCUCUCUCUCCCAGAAAGAUGGCAGCAAUGGAGAUGGUUUCGCCAAGAAACGCUUUUGGUGCAGUACAUGGUUGCAGUGGCCGUGCUGGCAUCAGAAUUAGCCCGACCACCGUGCCGCUUCGUUGCCGAAGCGGUUGCUGCGGCGGUUAUGGUGCUGUACGCUGCAAGCUAUCCAAAUUUCAAGAUUUUCAGGACUAUGCAAAACCUUCGCGUCUUUUUCCAACCACAGAGAUUAAGUUCUGCUCAGGACACCCAGAAGAAGAGAAAAUGAUUUUCGGCGAUGUUGGCAAUUCUCAAUCCUUGUACAAGAUUAAGCUACAUACGAGCAGGAUGUAUGGUUCAGGUUUAACUGAUGUCAAUGCUGGAAUUCUGCUCUGCUUGAUCGAUGAACAUGGACAUUCGUUAUUACAAAGGCUAUCUGCAACUCCAAUGACUGAUCUUUCAGUGGAACGGCAAGAGAAAGUUGAUCAUGACAUUCUUCAUUUUCAAAGAGCUUCUGUUGAUGAAUUCACUUUUAAAGGACCCAAGCUUGGAGGACUUCAAGCUCUCUGGAUUAGUCUUGAAUCAGGCCAAUGGAGAUUAGGUGGUGUCACUCUGUCUAUUAUUCAUGCACGUCAACCAUCAUUGGAGGAGCACACUGCAGAAGAAACACAGUAUGGGGGUUACCAGUAUGAUUUUCAAGCUGAGGAUAUUUUAAUUGGGGAGGGAAGUGAUAGUUCCAUGAUCGAACUUAGACCUUCCCUUGUCAAGGAAUUGUCUGGAGAACCCUUCACCUUGUUGAGCAAUAGAACGCGGGAAUCAACUUUUCCUAGUCCUAAAAUGUCCAAUGAGGAAAGCAUGCAGGAAUAUGCAGAUCUAAAGCUUUCCUUGUUACUCUACGAUGCUAUACUGGUCUCUGUCGGCACAGCAGUUGCGUCUGUUUCAGCGAGUGAGAAAGCUGCUCUGGCAUUCUUAACUGGUGGGCUUGGAGGAUUUGUCUAUCUGCUGAUAUUGCAAAGAUCUGUAGAUGAAUUGCCCACUCCGGCAACAAUCUCCAGGAACUCUGUUGAUCAAGUGUUUCGUCAGUUGAAGGGUCCAAUAACAACUCUGGCAUUGGCAGCAGCUGUUGUAUUUGGAGUACUCAAGUACAGCGCAGGUCAGGUUCCUGUGGCAUUAACGUCCGAAGAGCUCAUUGCAGGGAUGAUUGGAUUUAUCGCGUGUAAAGUCGCAGUGGUGUUGGCUGCAUUUAAGCCCAUGACAUUCAUUUUGAAGCGGAACGACUGAAUGACACAAAUUAACUUCUUGUAUUUUUCUAUUGUUUUACAUUUCAUGUAAAGCCUCAAACUCAAAGGAACGUUCGAAUAAUGUAAAACGCUCUCCGAAGGAUUUUCCACCACGGUCGAACUGAAAGCAGACUCCGUUCAGCAUAUGCAUCAUGUGGUGGGAUUGAAAGUUUUACUGUAUACCAUACUACCAUUGGAAAUUUGAAGUGAUACGAUAUGAUGAGA